UUCAAAGCAACCCUGCAACUAUUGUUGAUAAAGAAAAGUGAAAAGCUGUCGUAUUGUUCGUCAUUUUAUUAUAGUGAAUUCCGUAUUUACGUAGUUGUAGAAGUUUCUCAAUUGCAAUUGCAUUUGCAGUUAUUAAACAGGCGAAACUAAUCAAAAAGUUGCUCUUUUUCAACGUAAACGAAUUUGACUACUGCGCAAACAACAUGGAUGGCCUACAGCAGCACCGACGUGAACGCAAAUCAUCAAUGGUAACACAACAAAUUUACGCACCACUUUCGCCCUGUCCCAUACCCGACAUAAGUGACGAUGAAUUGGUCUCCAUAUCCGUGCGGGACCUUAAUCGCACGCUGAAGUCACGCGGACUCAAUCGUGAGGAAGUUGUGCGCAUGAAGCAACGACGUCGCACGCUAAAGAAUCGUGGCUAUGCAGCAAGUUGUCGCAUCAAGCGCAUAGAACAGAAAGAUGUACUGGAGACGGAAAAGUCACAUGAAUGGGUUGAACUGGAGACCAUGCAUGAAGAUAAUGAGCAAUGUCGCAAGGAUAUAGCAAACUGGAAGAACAAAUAUAAGGCUUUACUACAAUUUGCGGCACACAAUGACAUACCCAUACCACCAGAGCUGGAGGGUUGCUGAGUAGUUCAGCAGUGCCAAAUAUUUUAUUCCUAAUUAUAUUUUAAGUAGCUUAAUGUACAUGAUAUUGAUGGUGGGUGAUCUUUAUUAAUAUUAAGGCUUUAAAUAAAUAUUAUUUACUUAAAUUUGGCAACAUCA
Messenger RNA from Zeugodacus cucurbitae (melon fly), 767 nucleotides. RefSeq names its product transcription factor MafK (gene maf-S). Bases 204 to 632 code for a protein of 142 amino acids. Lineage: Eukaryota; Metazoa; Arthropoda; Insecta; Diptera; Tephritidae. The transcript is spliced from 3 exons. Gene Ontology annotation, biological process: regulation of transcription by RNA polymerase II. Gene Ontology annotation, molecular function: DNA-binding transcription factor activity, RNA polymerase II-specific; RNA polymerase II cis-regulatory region sequence-specific DNA binding. The record is from RefSeq and is a predicted model, not a curated record. Gene Ontology annotation, cellular component: nucleus.